CUUUGAUAUUUUCCUUGGGUUCUGGCCUGUGUACUUCAUCCUCUCUCCCUUUCUCUUUCUCUCGAAAUUUGUCGCCCUCCUGUUAUCUUGUCCCGUAUUCUCACCGCCGUAUUCCUUUCUUUCAUCUCGAUAGCAUCCUUCUAUCUUCAAAAUGGCCGACGACGCGCAGCAUGAACACACCUUCGAGUCUGCCGAUGCCGGUGCCUCGGCCACCUACCCUAUGCAAUGUUCCGCCUUGAGAAAGAACGGUUUCGUUGUCAUCAAGGGUCGCCCAUGCAAGAUCGUCGACAUGUCCACCUCCAAGACUGGAAAGCACGGUCACGCAAAGGUUCACUUGGUCGCUCUCGAUAUCUUCACCGGCAAGAAGUUGGAAGAUCUCUCUCCUUCCACCCACAACAUGGAGGUUCCCAAUGUCACUCGUCGUGAAUACCAGUUGCUCGAUAUCACUGAUGAUGGUUUCUUGUCCCUUAUGUCCGAUGAUGGGUCUACCAAGGAUGAUGUCAAGAUGCCAGAAGGUGAAGUUGGUGACAAGAUCGAGAAGCUUUUCCGCACCGAUGAGAAGGACACCAAUGUCAUUGUCUUGACUGCCAUGGGCGAGGAAUGCGCCAUGGAUGCCAAGGAGGCUCCCAAAUAAAUUGGUUGAAGCCCACGACAGACUCGCGACAUCUUCUCGUGUCUACGACCUACUUGUUAGGGUGCAUGACGAUGAUUUCGCUUAUGAGAACACGAUAGGUGUCAGGGCAGUCUCUAUUACGACCAUCUAGCUGGCAACGUUAUCCAGACCUUGCCGAAAGUUGGUAUGGACUAUAGAUCUGUGACUUCGGCCUGAAAAAGCAAUUUUCCAUCAGUCACGAAUUCAAUAGCCUCCAAGCAUUGCAUUUCGAAUUCUUGGUAGUUAGACAAAUGCAAGCAAUUAAACCACUUA
Molecule: messenger RNA, 925 nt
Organism: Exophiala oligosperma
Lineage: Eukaryota; Fungi; Ascomycota; Eurotiomycetes; Chaetothyriales; Herpotrichiellaceae
Product: eukaryotic translation initiation factor 5A-2
Exons: 4
Coding region: 152-634 (160 amino acids)
Biological process (GO): positive regulation of translational termination; positive regulation of translational elongation
Molecular function (GO): translation elongation factor activity; ribosome binding; RNA binding
Source: RefSeq, a predicted model, not a curated record